ACACAAGCCAGUGGUCAGAUGCAACGUCCUGCUCAUAACUGUGCCCAUUUUUGCCGAAAGUGGAGUGAAACUCAGGAGCUGAAAAACAGGGUCACAGUGAGAAAAUGGGGAAUUCUCUACUGAGAGAACUCAAUUGCCUGAGAAACAAUCAAAAGAAGCACAAGAAAGUAAACCAACAUGUGGAAAGAAAAUGGCAGGAAAUGGCUACAUUUGAGAGAGAAAAUCCAGUUCAAGAUAAGAAAAGCAAAGAAGUUUUAUCUGCCUCAAAUCAGGAACAUGAGAAUGGCAGUGGUUCUGAAGAAGUGUGCUACACUGUCAUUAGUCACAAUUCCUAUCGGAGGCCCUCCCUGAGCUCCAACGAUGAUGGUUAUGAGAAUAUCGACUCCACCACAAAGACAGUGAAGCCAUUUAGAAAUGGGCCCGAAACAGAAUAUGCCCUUCUCAGGAUGACUUGUGCUACUAGGCCUUCUUCCUGUACCGCUGACCAUGAUUAUGAACUUGUGCUUCCCCACUAGAAAUCUCAUGCUUCCACUAAAAAAGAUGAUACAAACUAGUAGCCUCCAAAGGAGUGUUUCUGCAUCUCUGAAACAUGACAUCUUUGUGGUUUGGGUUAAGCCAUAUAAAUUGACAUAAGGUUAUAGAGUAUUCUACAUUUCUUUGUAAGGUUUGAGGACAUGGAAAUGGUGGAAUCUUCCUAGGGCAUUGAACAUCCAUCAAUAUAUGACCUAACAUCCAAUUCCAACACUGCUCUACAAAUUUCAAAUGACAAAAUUUCCACUCAUAAUCUAUUUCAUUUUUGAGGAAUAAUCUACUCAAUAAACUUUUAAAAUAUAAGAUCAAUGACCAGACCAUUUGUUAACCUGAUUUUUACUUAAAUUUUGACUUUUUUGACAUAUUGGAAGUUUUUGCUUGUUAACUUGAGGUCACAGUUCAAAAAUCCAUAGGUUUUGAUAUUGACCUUUCUGAGAGGAGAAGCUGGGAGUCAUUAUAAAAGAAUAAAUGUAUCAAAUUUA
Prionailurus viverrinus (fishing cat) is the source of this 1013-nucleotide messenger RNA. It is a transcript of the gene GCSAML, whose product is annotated as germinal center associated signaling and motility like. The coding region runs from base 105 to 515 and encodes 136 amino acids. The transcript has 5 exons. Gene Ontology annotation, biological process: regulation of lymphocyte migration; regulation of B cell receptor signaling pathway. The record is from RefSeq and is a predicted model, not a curated record. NCBI's taxonomy places the organism in Eukaryota, Metazoa, Chordata, Mammalia, Carnivora, Felidae.